UGCACCACGUUGCCUGCGCUGGACCAGCUCAGUUCAGGAUAGCACACACACCAUGAGAGGUGUACUUUUUCAUGGCAUAAGGCAACGCUAGUAAAAAAAAAGCCCUAAAGAUGCGGCAUCCAUCGGUCGGACCGUGGUGACUCAUUGCGCACGGUCGGUCAGUCAGGCUGCUUGAAUUUUUGCGCUUUUUGCUGUGGAGGAUCGAUACCUCUAAGACCCAUAUUCUGGUGGAAGGCGUGGCUUGGUGUCACCGACACAGGGUUGAUUUUUUCCAUAUUCAUUUCUAGGGUUUUGCCUCGUCUCACUGACACGGACGCGCAAACGGCACCCUGAGGUACGGGACAUAAAGCGCCUCUCUUAAGGAAGCUGCACAAAGUGACCGAUAUUGUGCAUCUGUUUUAAUCUUUGGAUUACGACGAAUAUUUAAAGACUGAAACAGUGAAUCCGGCAUGGGAACUAACCCAAAAAGGACAGUGACAGUCCAGAUGGUGCCUCAGCUGGCUGUGGUGGACACGCUGGGCAAUAAGGAGCCGAAUGCCAACUGGGCUAAAGAGCCCAACCUCAAACUCUCUCAGAUUUGUCCGAACCCCACCCUUACAUCUCCCGGCCACAAACAGGAUAACUUACCCCUGACUGCUUCUACCGAUAACAUCAUCCCACAUACACAAAAAACAACCUCCAAGGGAGGUGAACCAGUUAGCAGCGCUAUGCCAGACAAACCAGCACCAGCUAAUGGAAACCAGACAAAAUCAGAGAUUGUGACAGGUGGAGAGCAACAGAUGCCAGACCUGUCUCUAACAAGCCAAGGUGUGGGUGAGGCAGCGGGUGACCAGAGGGAUUCUAACGCUAAUAUGAAAAUGUUAAGUCUGGCUGAUGAAAAGGAAAUCUGCAAGGUGAGUGCAUCAUCUGCUCAUUCAGUGUCAAAGGUUGACAUGCAGACCAAUGACUGCAGAAUAAAAGGGCCAAGUGCAGCCGAGGAAAAGUGUGCGCAGCUGACAUCCUCAGCCAAAGCCACAGCGCGAGAGGACAGUAGUAAACACGUUUCUCCAAAAAAUACAAAUCUUAACAACACCUGCGAAUCAGUGCAUACAGCAUCUGAACCACAACGCGAUAAUAAAGGGAAUGCUUCAGCUUCCAAAAACAAGGACACUGCUGUACCACAGAAAUCUCAAGAGCCUGAUCAUAUACGUAGCUGCUCUCAAAGCUCUGCCAGUCUGCAAGAGACACCCAUACCGAAACAAAGCGCGGAGACUGCUGCAGCGCCGUUAAGCUCCACUACACCUCCAUCUAAGAGCGAAGCUGCCGAGGCCAGGAUUACAAAUAAGAAUUCAAGCUCAAAGCAACCAGAGAAGGAUUUGCCACCAGUAAAGAAACCACAAGUCCCCUCAGAUAAACAUCAGCCAGUGUCUUCACAGACGGAGCCCUCCACUCUACCCCAGGCUAUUCAAAACAUGGCAGCAUAUGGGCAGGUGGUUAAGGAAGUCAGCCAGACUAAUACAGCUGCCUUUGAAGGACAGCAGCAGCACUGCAAGCUGUACAGGGAGGCUUCGACGAUGACCUUAUCUCUGUCAUCCACCCCAGUCAAGCAGUGUCAUGAUAUGGAGGUUCAGGCGGUGGCCAGCAUGUGCAGUAAGGCUGUGGCCACAAGUCCGAGCCUGCUGCACUUCGCUGAGACCCGCAGGCCGAGUGGUGGUGGCGCAGUCCCCAGAGAGGAGGCACAGAGCCUGGCUGUAGUUUACCAGGUUGAUGGGGGUGUGGGAAUACAUCAGAUGAACCUAAAUACUCUAUCUACUGAUCCAAGAUCAGAGAGACUCACUGUUGAGGCAGAGAUGUGCCCUAAUCAAAAUGCCGGUGUGGUUUUCCCCUCAGAAACUUUGCCCCAGCAGCAAGACAAAGAGUUAGGUGCAAAGCCUAAGGACCCCGUGUCAGGUCUGUGUAACACCCAGCCAGUUUAUCAAAUCAACAUUGAACACAGCAACCACAAGGAACAAGGAGAGACAGGUAACUCUCAAUAUAAAACAGCAGUUCAGACAUCUGCAGUGAAAACAGUCACUGCCGAAGCUCCCUCUCUCAAAUCAGGAACACCCCCAGAGACAGCCGUUGCUACCAAGUCUAGAUCUGCUGACAGCAACAAUGCUGCGCUGUCUCAGGCUGCUGUUACAACCAAGCCCAACCAGGCUCUGCCAAAAACAACUGCAACAAACACUAAAUCAAAGUCAGGGCUAACUAAAAAUAAAGCUGGAAGUCCUAAAGAAAAGGGUAAAUCUGGAGGUAAAGCUCUGACGAAGGAGACAAAGUCCAACAAACAGAAGAUGGAACCGGAGAGAAAGGAAGAAGAGGAUGACCAGUCAGGGAAGGAUAAAGGAAAGAGCGUCCAUGACGUUGUCUGGGAUGAACAAGGGAUGACUUGGGAGGUCUACGGCGCUUCUGUGGACCCAGAAUCUCUUGGUUUUGCCAUUCAGAGCCACUUACAGUGCAAAAUCAAGGAGCAAGAGAGGAAACUGAUUGCCCGGACCUCCUUCCGAAAGUCAGUCUCCGACUCGCCAAAACAUGGCAGGAAGAACAAAAGGAGGCAGCAGAACAUUUUCAGGUCAAUGCUGCAAAAUGUCAGACGGCCCAACUGCUGUGUGCGUCCCCCUCCCUCCUCCGUCCUCGAGUAGCACAGCCGCACAGAGGUAGCCAAAGUCGGACUCCUCCCUAUUUCCUAGAGGUCAAAAUGUUUGUCCUCCCCUCGUCAUGAUUGAAUGCCAAGUGAAACAUUAAUGGGACGACAAUCCCUGUAAGUAAGUAUACUGGAGUGUUGUAGCAUAAAGACUCAAAACUAUUUGUGAUGUUUGUGAUCAAAGACGGUAGGAAAUAGAAAUAUAAAAUGAACAACUCAAGACUUAUUUUCUAGAAAUAGAUAUUAUAAAAAGAGAAAACUUUUUUGAAUAACAAAUGCAAUAAUAGUGAAACGCAUGUAUAUUAGUUACAAAGGCAGUUGUAUGACCUAAAAUGAAGUCACAGUAAAAGGCACUGAUCAUGGGGUAGUCAUAUUACUAACUGUCAGAAUAUUUGUGCAAAUAUAUUAAACCAACAUCUCAUUACAUUUGGUGCAUUUGUUAUAUGUUUUUGAGGUGUUUUUGGGGCCCUAUAUUUAUAAGAUUGUUGUAAUUUCUUUUC
Larimichthys crocea (large yellow croaker) is the source of this 3162-nucleotide messenger RNA. It is a transcript of the gene gprin3b, whose product is annotated as GPRIN family member 3b. NCBI's taxonomy places the organism in Eukaryota, Metazoa, Chordata, Actinopteri, Sciaenidae. Gene Ontology annotation, cellular component: plasma membrane. Gene Ontology annotation, biological process: neuron projection development. The record is from RefSeq and is a predicted model, not a curated record. Bases 450 to 2660 code for a protein of 736 amino acids. The transcript has 2 exons.